AGCCGUCCUGGCUCAAGCCGCCUCGGGGCCUCCGAGCGUGAAGCACCCCUGCUCGAGGAGCCCGCAGGGCGGACGCUGUCUGGCUCGGCGCGAGCGGCCGCCCUCAGAGAGAGCGUCGGUGCUUCGAAGAUGGCCGGGGAGGCGCCCGACGGCCCCCUCGAGGCGCCCGUAGGCGGGAUCUUGCGGGGAGUGCCUGUCGAUCUGGUGCAGCUGGCGGCGCAGCUGGCGGCGGUGGUAUGCAUAGUCUCGUUGGUGGGGGGUUACAUGCUGAGGCUUCGCGCGGGCUCCGCAUCGUGUGGGUGCUUGAAAACUUUGGAGGAGGUUCUUGGAAUACUCAGGCAAGCUCUCAAUUCAGGCUCUGGUCCAAACCACGAGCUGACAUCGAAGCUAGCGAGGAGCAAGCGCAUGGCUGUAGGCCUCAUCAUCUGCCGAUAUACCAAAUGGGCCAUGAUGAUCAACACGUUUAGCACUGUUGGUGCUGAUGAAAUGUUCUUCUUGCUACAUUACACAGUUUUCUUCAUAUACUCAACUUUCGUGUCAAUUGCUCCCAGCCGACACACGCAUUGGGUGCAGCAUGCAGCAUACAUGUUUUUCAUGGCAUCGUACAGUUUGGGGCUGUCGCCGCUAGUGAUUUCUGCUGGGCCUGGGUACAACCCCGAAUGGUAUAUACGGCGGGCGCUUUAUGCAUCAGGGAUGUUUACUCUAUACGACAUUAGCUUACCCCUGAACAUCGUCGGGAAUUCUGCGAUGUGGGGUUCCUUAUUUGUGACGGGACUUGUUCACGGCGAAGGAGAGUGCAGCGGCGAUGAUGUUAUGGGAACUAUCGUGGCAUGUUGGCUUGGCAUGAUCGCGUGGUCUGUUCUGUGUAGCGUAGUCUUUAUUGAGGGGGUGAUUCGCGAGGUGUUGAUGCUGACGGUCAAGAGCGAGCUGAAGGCGGCCGACUCAAUCCUCCAGGGCACCUGUGAUGCUGUGGUCGUAUUGGACCAGGAGCUUAGGGUCACUCAGGGCGCGGAAUCCGUGGCGAACAUGCUGAUGAUGUCCCCAUCAAAGAUCCAGGGCGAGAGCGUUUUGCUCCUGAUCGCCACCGAAGAGGACCGCGAAAGGUUCGUGCAGAUGGUGCGCGGCGCCCGGUCUAGCGCGGUCCCAGGCCCGUGCACGGCCUUCAACACCUCCCUGAAGGACAGCGCCGCCAUCUCGUGCACCGUCGAGGCGCUGUGCGUGAAGUAUCUGCAGGCCGACGGCGGGGGCGAGUCGUUUUUGCUUGGCUUCCGGGAGGGUGAUCUGCCCGCGGUCCCUUUCCAGACGAAUUUUUCAAGCUCCGCCCCGCGGAGCAGACGUCCUCGGCCCCCGCCGCCGCCCGCCGCGCAGUCGGUGGAGUACCUGCAGGCCACGAGCUCUGCCCGGAGCGCGGACGACCUGGCCGCCCAGGACGGCAGCUCGGACGGAGCCAGCUCCUCCACGGGGCAGAGCAGCGACAGCGACGACGCAUGCACUCCAACAGGCUGUCGGCCACCCGCCGUGUGGUUUGAUCCCAGUUCGCCCGAGCUUGAGCUGGUCAAGAGCAGCGCCGAGUUCAGGAUGCUCACCGGCUUCACCGAGGAGGAGAUGGCAAAUUUGGGAGGUGUUUUGACGUGGGUGCGCAAUGAGCAGAGGGAAGCUUUCGCAAUUUGGGUGCGCAACUUCGCCGACGGCACCCAGAAUCAGGAGAGUCAAAUUUCCGACGCUCGUGCAGGAGUCAAAUUGUGUAUCGCGUGCGAGAAGCACAAGUCCCAGUUUCAGGCGGAGGUGCAUUUGGAGACGUGCUGGUCAAAGGCCAAUUCCAGGACCCUCAAGCUCGUGGUCCAUGGCUUCCGAGCCCGGCAGAAGAAUACCAAUAAGGGUAAGAGCAGGAGGACUCGAGAACUACGUAGUAAUUCUUCUGAUUCCGACGAGGCUACACCGCGCGAGGGCACAACAAGGGUGCGCAGUAACGAUUUUGAGGUUCGCGACUCAGGGCUACAUGUGCUGUGCGACAUCGGGGAGGGCCAGAAUGACAAUGACCCGCUCGUGGUCACGAGGAGCAUCAGCCCAGGUCUCCAGUUGCUUCUCGGCACCGGCGAUUCAGGGCAAGAUGUGUGCGACUUGUUCGCCCAGACGGAGACCGACGGACUCGAAACUUGGUUGCACGACGGGUAUUUCGCUUGGUUUCAGUGCAAUGACGAGAACUCCGCCACCAGGCGCUGGUUUUCCUUAGCAAUACCAGCUCUGGAAACAUUAGGCGUCCGCAUUGAGGUCAACUGUAGGCUCACGUUUCAGCUUGGAGACUCUGGCAUGUGCCUGGAGAUCCAACGAAUACGAUGGUCGUCCAUGGAGGGGUUUGCAAGGGCCAGGGCGCGCAGAAGGCCAAGGACUGUCGGUACGCCAGCAAGGGUGGAUUCGGCGAGGCUUCAAGCGCUGAAUAGCCAAGCGAGCCUGUGAUGGACCUUAGUCAUCACACUUCUGUCGGGCACAGCAAUUGCUUAUGUGUGUAAACGUUCAGGGCAACUGCGGUGCGACUGAAUAAUUCAAGGCCUGCGGCCAGGUCCAAGUGUUGGGAUUGGGUUUUUCCUUUCAGUUGUUGCCAGUCCUGCUUACAGUAUGUAUCGCCGCGCCUUGAGCUAACGGAAAUUGAUCUGCCAGCACAGCUGGCUCGCUGGCGAGAUCAAAAUGUAGCGUGUGGCAUGACAAGUGCUUGCGCGGAUCUGUCGGUGCAGAAGGGGGGCUCGCCGUCGCAUCGGUGCCUCGUCCUGUUGCUCUGAGCUCGAGUUUUCGUCGCCCCCGGGCCGACCCAAUCUUCCCACCCGCGCUCAGACAUCCUCUCGGACCGGCAGUUGGGGGGCGGGCUCGCCCCGACGCCGUCCGGGCUCGGCCGCUCAGGGAAACCUGGGGCCCGUACCGCUUCGGGCCGAGAUGGCUCCGCGCGGUUCGGCGAUAGCCGGCUCUGGGCGGGCUGUGUGUGAGUGUAUUGCUCCCGUGGGCGCUUCCCCUCCCGGCUGCUGCAAGAGUCCUGCUCGCUGCGUGCCUCGCGCAGCGCCCCCCGAGCGACCUGUCCGCGCGGCCGCCUCGCUGGCGAGGCCGACCUGUGGCCCGUGGGUCGGCGGAUUUCAUGGAUGCCCGACGCGGUGGAGCCUGGAACCCUUCGCAGCGGUUCCGCCAUAGCGGUCGUGUUCAUAACUCUCGGAGGCCAAGUGGUCGUGUACAUUAUUUCUUUCGCCACGUUGCAUUGCGAUGCUAAUGUGCAUGUAGACCUUUCCUCCGAUUAGAGAGCCCACGAUGGCCCCGAGAUGCACCCCACACGGCCCAAUACGGAGUCUGGAUAGCUCCAGAUAGCCUCCGAGGCGGCCAAGACGCCUCCAAGACAUCCC
Prorocentrum cordatum is the source of this 3383-nucleotide messenger RNA. The record is from the annotation of a GenBank genome assembly. NCBI's taxonomy places the organism in Eukaryota, Dinophyceae, Prorocentrales, Prorocentraceae.